Drosophila yakuba is the source of this 1118-nucleotide messenger RNA. RefSeq names its product proteasome subunit beta type-7 (gene Prosbeta2R1). NCBI's taxonomy places the organism in Eukaryota, Metazoa, Arthropoda, Insecta, Diptera, Drosophilidae. Gene Ontology annotation, cellular component: proteasome core complex. The record is from RefSeq and is a predicted model, not a curated record. Bases 72 to 1019 code for a protein of 315 amino acids. The transcript has 3 exons. Gene Ontology annotation, molecular function: threonine-type endopeptidase activity.
CUAGAUUUUCCUGUCUAACUAACGCACUACACCAAGAAGCUUGCCGCUUACAGAUUAACAUAUUCCACACGAUGCUUUUUCCAUUUUCCGCUCGCAAGGCGAAUCAAUCCGCGGAUUUUCUUGGCUCGCGGUGCGGAUUCAACUUCGUAAAUUGCAGGCGAAAUGCGGAGCUUUUGUCGCAGGGAUAUGAGCCACCGAAGGCGAUCCGCACGGGCACCUCCAUUGUGGGCAUCAUCUACCAGGAUGGCGUUAUCCUGGGCGCCGACACGCGCGCCACCGAAGGACCCAUUGUCUCGGACAAGAACUGCUCCAAAAUCCACCACCUUCAGGAUCACAUCUACUGCUGUGGAGCUGGCACCGCCGCCGACACCGAGAUGAUGACCCUGAUGACCAGCGCCGAGCUGGAUCUGCACCAGCUGAACACGGGGAGGCAGGUGCCGGUGGUCUGCGCCAGCAUGCUGCUCCGCAGGACCCUCUUCCGCUACCAGGGUCACAUUGGUGCCGCCCUGGUGAUGGGCGGCGUGGACAGCAGCGGUCCGCAGAUCUACUGCAUCUAUCCGUGCGGCUCCAACGACAAGAUACCCUACGCGGCCAUGGGCUCCGGCACCUUGGCGGCCAUGUCUGUGCUGGAGCACGGCUGGCAACCCCACCUGGACCAGGAGCAGGGCAAGCAGCUGGUGCGCGAGGCCAUCUCGGCGGGCGUGUUCAAUGACCUGGGCUCCGGUUCCAACAUCGAUCUCUGUGUGAUCACCAAGAAGGGUGCCGUGUACCUGCGCACGGAUACGAUAGCCAGCGAGAAGGGCGAGCGGCUGGGCAAGUACGGCAUCAAGCCCAACUCCACCAUGGUCACCUCGAUCUCCGUGCUGAGUCUCCAGGUCACCGAUGAGCGAACCUACGCCGUGGAUGAUCCACAGCCGGGCACCAGUGGCGUCCAGGCGGAUUCACCGCCAACGGGAGUGGAGGCGGAGCAGGAGGAGAAGGAGGAGCUGGCCGAAGGAUCACAGACUAAAUCACCAUAGGCAUUCCACCCACACAUUCAUACAUUCAUUUCAAUUCGAGCAAAUUAACCGUUAACCAGCCACUUGACUUCACAUAAAUGCAAAUGCAAAGCGCCGAGA